GACGACGACGACUUCACGUCGGCACGUCCGCAGUUUCAGUUUCGCUGCGGCCGUCAGCGCACAUCUAAAGCUCUACUUCCGAUCGUGUUAAUCGCACGCGUAAAGUCGCUCGUCACGCGUCCGGUUCCGAUCCAGGUACAAGACGCUCUUCACAUCGACGUUCGAUAUAAAUCGAAGCAAGAUCUCGUCUGUUCAUCGACGAACGACCCACGGAAUCACUCAAUAGCAACCUACCAUUCACCUGUUUAUAGAUACCGUUAGAGAUGAACAAAAUGUUGACAUUCACAAGAUCCCUUAGCCGUCGAAGCGCUUAUUUGCUCGGCGACGCGGCCGCCGUCAGAAAGAAUUUAUUUCGGCCCUUGAGUACCGUUCGCGCACCACCAGUGCCUCCGGCCAUAACUGGUACAGCCGUCAGCAAGGAUGAGACCAGGGAUUUCAUGGCAGUGUUCCCAGACGUCGUUAGAGAUCUGACGGAUACCGGCCGCAACUUGGACAUACCUGAUGUCACCAAGUGGCUUUCAAAGGUGUUGCAAUACAACGUGCCCGGUGGUAAAAAAAACAGAGGAUUGGCUUUGGUUUUGUCAUUUAAAAUGCUUUCCUCGCCUUCAGAUAAAACUGAUGAAAAUCUUAGACUGUCUUACAUACUGGGAUGGUGUGUUGAAAUUCUACAAGCUUAUCAAUUAGUGUUGGAUGACAUAAUGGAUAAUGCUAUUACUAGACGUGGACGUCCGUGUUGGUAUCGACACAAUGAUAUUGGUCUAAUGGCAGUGAACGAUGGUAUUCUCCUCGAACAGACUAUUUACCAGUUGAUUAAAAAAUACUUCAAGGAUAAGCCUUAUUAUAUACAUAUUCUGGAGCUGUUCUAUGACGUUACAAUGAAAACAUCGAUGGGUCAAUGUCUUGAUAUGUUAACUGCAAACAGCUUCAAGACAAAAAAACUUGAAAAAUAUACCAUGGAAAAUUAUACAGCCAUUGUGAAAUAUAAGACUGCUUAUUAUUCGUUUUUCCUUCCCGUAUGUCUCGCAAUGCGCAUGACAAACAUCAAUGACCCAGAAAUCUUUAGACAAGCAAAGACCAUAUUGCUUGAAAUGGGGCACUUCUUUCAAGUUCAGGAUGACUUUUUAGAUUGUUAUGGCGAUCCAGAGGUUAUGGGAAAAAUUGGCACAGACAUUGAAGAUGGCAAAUGUUCAUGGUUAGCAGUAGUGGCUUUGCAAAAAGUCAAUUCCGAGCAAAAGAAAAUUAUGGAGGAUAACUAUGGUAUUGACAAUCCGUCAAAUGUUGCAAUCAUCAAAGAUUUGUAUGCACAAUUGAAAUUGGCAAACACGUUUCAACUUUAUGAAGAAGAAAGUUAUAAAUUAAUAUGUACUCAUAUUCAGCAAUUGUCACGAGGUUUGUCACAAGACAUGUUUUUCAAAUUUUUAGAAAAGAUUUACAAGAGAACACUCUAAUUAGUAAUUUUAAAUCUUUAUUUAAAUGCAUUUAUGGGCAUUUAUGUAAAUCAAAUAUAAAUAAUAUAAUUAUUAUUAUUUAUUAGUACCUAAUCAAUAAACAAAUUGUUAUUAAUAUAUUUUCAUAUUAAAGUUAAGGGCAAUUUUGUAAAACUUAUUAUUAUUAUUUUUUUUAAAUCAAUAAUUUAUUGUCCCAAAAAUAUUUUUAUCAUUAUUAUUAUAACUUUAAAAGAUUGAAAUAAUUUAUUUUUGAAAAACCAAUAGGUAGUAGGUGAACUGUUCAAAAUGCAGUUAUGAAAUGAUUAUUAUUAUUAUAAAAAUAUCUUCUCAUAUUUUAAAAUGUGAUAUGAUGUUAAAGUUAUUUUUUACUUGAAUGAUAUAUUAUUGUACAGCUAUUAAAUAAUGAUUUUUUUUCUACUUUUAAGAUACAAUUGUUCAUAGUUUUAAUAC
Molecule: messenger RNA, 1898 nt
Organism: Rhopalosiphum maidis (corn leaf aphid)
Lineage: Eukaryota; Metazoa; Arthropoda; Insecta; Hemiptera; Aphididae
Gene: Fpps
Product: farnesyl pyrophosphate synthase
Exons: 8
Coding region: 264-1448 (394 amino acids)
Biological process (GO): trans, trans-farnesyl diphosphate biosynthetic process
Cellular component (GO): cytoplasm
Molecular function (GO): dimethylallyltranstransferase activity; (2E,6E)-farnesyl diphosphate synthase activity
Source: RefSeq, a predicted model, not a curated record